Molecule: messenger RNA, 1986 nt
Organism: Adineta steineri
Lineage: Eukaryota; Metazoa; Rotifera; Eurotatoria; Adinetida; Adinetidae
Source: the annotation of a GenBank genome assembly
AUGACGCGAGAAGUUCAACAAAGUAAAAAUUUAGAAACAUUUUCAUUAAUAUGGCUUGAUGCUAAUGUUAAUGGUUCAAUUGAAAAUAUUGAAACACAACAAAGAUUACGAACAUCUAUUAAUCAUUUAAAAACAUUUCAAAAUGGUGAUGAAUGUAAACACUAUAUUGAAUUAUUACCAAAAGAUCGUUUUGUAUUAAUUGUUAGUGGUCGUUUAGGACAAGAAGUUGUUCCAUAUAUACAUAAUUUAAGACAAGUUUAUUCAAUAUAUGUUUAUUGUUUACAAAAAGAAAGAAAUGAACGAUGGGCUAAACAAUAUUCAAAAAUUAAAGGUGUUAUUAUUAAAUUAGAUGAAUUAGUAACACAAAUACAAUCUAAUCAAAAUAAACGUAGUCAAAUUAAAAUUGAUGAACCAUUAUUAAUAACAUUUUUUUUUACAAAUAAUAAUAAUAAUACUGAAUUAAAUGAUCAUUUUAUUUAUUCACAAUUAUUAAUUGAUUAUCUUUUACAUAAUAAAUUAAUAUCAACAGAUGAAAAAGAAUUAAUAUUAUUAUCGAAAGAUGAAUAUAAAGGAAAUGAAAAUGAAUUAAAUAUUGUACGUGAAUUUGAAAAUGAUUAUUCAUCAGAUCGUGCAUUAUGGUGGUAUACACGUGAAUCAUUUGUUUAUCGUCUAUUAAAUAAAGCAUUUCGUAUACAAAACAUCGAUCUUUUAUUAAUAUUUCGAUUUUUUAUACGUGAUAUACAACGAUUAAUUGAACAAAAUAAAUCUACAAAUUCUAUAUGUGUUUAUAGAAGUUAUCUUAUGUCAAAUGAUGAAAUUGAAUUAUUUAAAAAUUCUAUUGGAGAAUUUUUAUCAAUUAAUGGAUAUUUUUUAACAAAUACACAUCGACAACAAACAAUAUCUUAUUUAAAUAGUUCUGAUAUAACGAAUGAUCUUGAAAAAGUUUUAUUUGAAAUUAUUGCUGAUCCACAUAUUGAUUCAUCGAAACCAUUUUCUAAUAUAACAUCAUUUAGUUAUUUUUCCGGGGAAGAUCAAAUACUUUUUACAUUAGGAUCAAUAUUUCAAUUAAUUAGUAUACAACAACAAGAUGAAGGAAAUGAACGUAUAUGGAUUAUUCGAAUGAAAUUAUCAAGUGAUAAACAUGAACGAUUAAAAUAUGUUUUUGAACAUAUUAAAAAUCAAUAUAAUACAGAACAAAUGAAUCUUCUUUCAUUUGGGCGAAUGUUAAGAAAAAUGAGUAAAUAUGAUGAUGCUGAAAAAUUUUAUCGACGAUUGUUAAAAGAAUUACCAGAUGGUCAUGUAAAUAUAGCGGAUUGUCAUUAUGAAUUAGGACUUGUUGCGGAUGAAAAAGGUGAUUAUGAAACAAGUUUAGAAUGGCAUCAAAAAUCACUUGAAAUUAAAAAUCAAACAUUAAAAAUAAAUGAUCCAAGUAUUGCUUUUAGUUAUAAUAGUAUAGCAAAUACGUAUCAAAAGAAAGGUGAUUAUAAACGUGCACUUGAAUAUUAUAAUAAAGCAUAUCAUAUUUGGAAAAAAACUGUUGGUGAAAAUCAUCUUGAUAUUGCCAUGUGUUUAAAUAAUAUGGGUUGUUUAUAUGAAAAUGAAAAAAAAUAUUCUCAAGCACUUGAAUGUCAUCAGAAAGCUUUAGUUAUUAAAAAACAUCAUUUACCAAAUGAUCAUUUUAAUUUAAGUGCAACACAUAAUAAUCUCGCUACACUCUAUGGUUGUACUGGACAAUUUGAUUUAGCAUUAGAACAUCUUAAUAUAUCAUUAAAUAUAAAAUUUAAAUCACUUUCAUCAAAUCAUCUUGAUAUAGCAUUAACAUUAAGAAAUCUUGGUCUUGUUUAUGAAAUAAAACAAGAUUUUUCUCAAGCUAAAUCAAAAUAUGAAAAAGCAGCUAUGAUUCGUCGUCAUAAUCUAUUACCAACACAUCCUGAUGUUCUUCGAAUUGAACAAGAUAUUAAACGAAUUUCAUUGAAAAUUAAAUAA